UCAAGCAAAGUAGCCGAGCAAUUUUUGUUGACACUUGCCAAAAUAAAGAAGGAAAAAACAAAAGUUCUUGAGUUAAAUUUGUCAUCCAAAAAUCUAGCUGCAAGAAGAACUUUCUUUUUUAUUUCUUAUUUUUGAAUUUGUUUUUAAUUUCUUUUUUGUGCUUACAGGCUGGUAGUUAGUUCACCUUUUUAGUUCAAACCUUAACCGGCAACGCCAAAAAACCCACACCGAGACGAAACUAAUCGGAAUCAAAUCGCUCCUCAACAGCUAGAUUUUUUCACCGAUUCAUUAACUGAAACCAGUAAAUAGCCUUGAGAAGAAAUGAGCGUGAUCGACAUCUUAACAAGAGUAGAUGCGAUCUGUCAGAAGUACGACAGGUACGACGUCGAAAAGCAAAAAGAUCUAAAUGUCUCCGGUGACGAUGCCUUCGCUCGCCUUUACGCCGUCGUUGAGGCCGACAUUGAAUCCGCUCUUCAGAAAGCAGAGGUUGCUUCAAAAGAGAAAAAUAAGGCAUCUGCUGUUGCUUUAAACGCGGAGAUUCGUCGAACAAAGGCAAAAUUGUUAGAGGAGGUUCCUAAGUUACAGAGGUUGGCUGUUAAGAAGGUUAAAGGGCUUUCAACGGAAGAGCUUACUGCCCGUAAUGAUUUGGUCCUUGCAUUGCCAGAUAGGAUUCAAGCUAUCCCUGAUGGAAAUGCAGCUGCUCCUAAACAAACUGGGGGUUGGGGGGCUCCUUCAGCAUCCCGAACCGAAAUCAAAUUUGAUUCAGAUGGUCGUUUUGAUAAUGAAUACUUUCAAGAAAAUGAGACAUCAAGUCAAUUCAGGCAGGAGUAUGAGAUGCGUAGAAUGAAGCAGGAUCAAGGUUUGGACAUGAUUUCCAAAGGAUUAGAUACUCUGAAAGACAUGGCUCAUGACAUGAAUGAGGAGUUAGAUAGGCAAGUACCUUUGAUGGAUGAGAUUGAUACAAAGGUGGACAAGGCAACAGCUGACCUGAAAAAUACCAAUGUUAGACUUAAAGACACUGUUAACCAGUUGAGAUCUAGCAGAAAUUUCUGCAUUGAUAUUGUUUUGUUGUGCAUAAUUCUGGGAAUUGCAGCCUAUUUAUACAAUGUGCUAAAGAAGUGAUGCAGCAGAAGUAAUGUGCUUUUCGACUUAUUUCUUGGUGUUGUUGUGUUGGCCUUUUCUGGCAUUUAUUUGUAUGAGGAGAACUUCUUAUGGUGCGUGCAUUUGUGUCGUGGUUGGAAAUAGAUUCUCGUCAUUCCUGUAAAGAUUUAAAAAAUCAGUCAUGUAUUAUUUUAUCGCUUCCAAACAGUCCUGUAAUUCUUUUUAUUUUCCUAACUUGCUCUGAUUCUGAGCUUUCUUUCUCUCAA
This is a messenger RNA of Ricinus communis (castor bean), 1367 nucleotides long. RefSeq names its product syntaxin-71. Bases 322 to 1122 code for a protein of 266 amino acids. Gene Ontology annotation, molecular function: SNARE binding; SNAP receptor activity. The transcript is spliced from 9 exons. The record is from RefSeq and is a predicted model, not a curated record. Gene Ontology annotation, biological process: vesicle fusion; intracellular protein transport. Gene Ontology annotation, cellular component: membrane; endomembrane system; SNARE complex. NCBI's taxonomy places the organism in Eukaryota, Viridiplantae, Streptophyta, Magnoliopsida, Malpighiales, Euphorbiaceae.